AUGCCGACUACUCUCCAUCUCCUCACCUUCUCAAUAUUCCUCUUUCACCUCACCAUCACCUUUUCCUCAUCAACUAGUGCAUCAUCUUCUUUUUCUCCAUCCUUUGCUCAAACCCAAUUAAAGUUGUGGUCCCAAAAUGUGCAAAACAAGAUGCCACCAUCCAUCUCCACAAAACUCUCACCACUCACCCGGCACGACUCGGACCACUACACCACGGCCAUAACAUCACGAAACACGUUCAAAGCCGAUCCCAAAUUUUGUAUGCUAGCGGGAUUAGUGUGCUCCACGGGCGGGGCCCGCGUGGUAAACGUCUUGAAAGAAGGGUAUAGAACCUACGGCAACACGAACCCAAAGCAAACGGCGGUACCCCUUGAGAAAGUCGACCCGUCCUUGUUCUUCAGGCUUUCGGCCCUUAAGGAGGGAAACUCGAUCCGCCUCUCCGACCUCAAGGAGUCCCUACCCCACCGCGCAUUUCUCCCGGCUCAAAUCGCGUCCAGGAUUUCCCUGGCCACCACAGAUGGCGUGACGAGAAUAUUUCCGGACUCGGCCACCGAUGCAAUUGAGACCACAAUCGCCUACUGCAACGCAAAGAACGUGAAGGGAGAGUUCAAAACGUGCCCGAGGUCACUGGAGGAGAUGAUCGGCUUCUCGAAAACCGCACUGCACACGGAAAAGCUUCUCAUUCUAACUUCCGAGAGCACGAGAGGGUCGGGAGAGAAGCUCGUGAUCAAGAAUAUUAAGAGGUUCGACGCGGAAAAUAUUGUGGCUUGCCACGAGAUGUUCCUUCCUUUUGCGGCCUACUUCUGCCACUCCCUGCCCUCGACUCGGGUUUACUCUGCGGACCUUGUUGAUGGAAAGACAGGCGCUCGGGUCAACACUGUAGUGGGAGUGUGCCACAUGGACACGUCGGGUUGGCCCGCGGAUCACGUGGCGUUUCGGGUUCUCAAGUUUGGGCCGGGGCAGGGGGAGGCUUGCCAUUGGUUGAAUGAGAUUGAUCUUGUGUGGAUUGCCGCGCUUCGUUUCUUCUUAGCCGCUUCCCCUCGCUGGUCUUCUGGCCUAGGUCGCGGUUGCUCUCGGCACGGCGUACUCGCGCUCGGUGAUUUGCAAUUGGUCACGGGCAGAAGCUCGGCACGGUUUCUCCUAUGCUCUCGUUUUCUGACUUUCUUGCCGUUGGUCUUGGAUCCCAAAAGUCUCGGCAGUUUGCCUCGACUGCUGCUCCCGUGUCUCCUCGGUGGUGUGCUCAAGGCCAGGCAUUGCUCGCGGGCGCCAGCGGCUCUCGGCGCUCGCAUGAGGGCUGCUCGGGACGCCUACGCGGAAGUGGUGUGA
Molecule: messenger RNA, 1326 nt
Organism: Striga hermonthica
Lineage: Eukaryota; Viridiplantae; Streptophyta; Magnoliopsida; Lamiales; Orobanchaceae
Source: the annotation of a GenBank genome assembly